UCUUAUUGUGCACUAUAUGGAAUUCGAUGGUAAACAUUGGUGUGUGAUAUCUUGUGUACGUUUUCACGUUACGUUUUGAUUUUGUCAGACAAAUAAAGUUCUUAAAUAAUGGCAGGCCAGCAGCAUUCGUACCCAACAGGGUUUCAAAACGCACAGCAAGGAGCUAUGAGAAGUCAAUUUGGGACCGGUACACCAAUGGGUGGUCUGAUCGGUUCCCCACAGCAAGCAGGCCUGGUGAACCCAGCUGUGUACGGCGUGGGGCUGGCGGCAAACCCGCAGCAGAGCCUGGCCCAGCAGCAGCAGCAGCAGCAGCAGAUGCAGCAGAUGCAGAUGCAGCAGCAGCAGCAGCAGCAGCAGCAGGUGGCCGCGCAGCAGGCGGGGCAGAACGGCCAGGCGGGCGUGCCGCAGCCGGGGGCCGCCCAGCCGCCGCACGCCACUCAGUCCAAGGAGUUCAACACUGCAUCGCUCUGCCGCUUCGGCCAGGAGACGGUGCAGGACAUCGUGGCCAGGACCGGCGAGGUGUUCGCCGUCUUGAAAACCCUGCAGCCCCCAAAUGGCACGGUCCCUGGUGCGAACACCAGCACCGAGAAGAAGGCUAAGAUACAGGACCACCUGAAGAACUUACGUAUUCUCUUCAAGAGGUUGAGGCUCAUCUACGACAAGUGUAACGAGAACUGCCAAGGAAUGGAGUACACUCAUAUUGAGAGCCUCAUCCCCUUGAAGGAGGAAUGGGACAUGAAGUCUGACGAGAAGAAGAUGUCUGAGUCGUACCGGCUGGCCUGUGAGGAGAACAAGGAAGUCAUGGAUCAAGUUGUUGUGAAGAAUAAACAUUUGAAGGAGAUCAUUGACCACCUGCGAAGAAUGAUUUGGGAGAUAAAUACAAUGUUAACCAUGAGGAGAUCCUGAAAUUUACUUACUUUGUUUUUUGUACAUAUAUUUGAAGCUAUUUUAAGCUUCUUACUAUUUAUGUUAAUAAUUUUGUAAAUAAAUUGAUAAAAAAAAU
Molecule: messenger RNA, 1003 nt
Organism: Bacillus rossius redtenbacheri
Lineage: Eukaryota; Metazoa; Arthropoda; Insecta; Phasmatodea; Bacillidae
Product: mediator of RNA polymerase II transcription subunit 30-like
Exons: 6
Coding region: 109-906 (265 amino acids)
Biological process (GO): positive regulation of DNA-templated transcription
Cellular component (GO): mediator complex
Molecular function (GO): transcription coregulator activity
Source: RefSeq, a predicted model, not a curated record